Messenger RNA from Hippoglossus stenolepis (Pacific halibut), 4925 nucleotides. RefSeq names its product eph receptor B3a (gene ephb3a). The record is from RefSeq and is a predicted model, not a curated record. Gene Ontology annotation, cellular component: plasma membrane; neuron projection. Bases 476 to 3256 code for a protein of 926 amino acids. Gene Ontology annotation, molecular function: transmembrane-ephrin receptor activity; protein binding; ATP binding. The transcript has 15 exons. Lineage: Eukaryota; Metazoa; Chordata; Actinopteri; Pleuronectiformes; Pleuronectidae. Gene Ontology annotation, biological process: cell surface receptor protein tyrosine kinase signaling pathway; protein phosphorylation; axon guidance.
GACGCACAUCCCUCACGGAGGAGCAACAGCUACGCGGAGUUGUCCAAAGUGUAAACCCGGCGAACCAGCUUCCCCCCCCCACCGGACACAGACCGCCGCUCCAUCCCGCUGCAGCAGCCUGUGCGCCGGGCAGGUUUUUCGGAGAUGCGCCCCUGGACGGAGGAUCGGCGUGGUUGGGUGAAGUGAGGGGAGAAAGGGAACGAGACGCAGUGUAGCGCUCCUGUCACAGCGGGAAUAACGGAGCCCGGCAGAAGGCAGCGGCUCGGUGGGUUUUUUAAUGUUUGCAGGGUCUUUUUUUUUGAAAAUUUGCUUUCGUUUUGGUGGAAUGUGGAAGUGAGAGCUCCGGGUGCACGGCUGAAGACAUGAGACCGAGAAGAGGAACAAAAAGCGGGGCUGCGGUGCUGUGAGUCUCCAUCCAUCCACACGAAGGGUCCAGUCCACACACACCUCCCUUCAUGUUGCAGACGCCUGCUCUAUGACAAUGGAUUACUUGCUGUGGGUGUGCAGCCUCGUUGUCCCCGUGGUGCUGGCGGUAGAAGAAACCCUUAUGGACAGCCGGUGGGCAACCACAGAGUUGGCUUGGACCACAUUCCCAGAAAGUGGGUGGGAGGAGGUCAGCGGCUACGAUGACUCCAUGAGCCCGAUCAGAACCUAUCAGGUGUGUAAUGUCCGACAACCCAACCAGAACAACUGGCUGAGGACGGACUUUAUCCCCCGGCGGGGCGUGCUGCGCGUCUACGUGGAGCUCAAGUUCUCCGUCCGUGACUGCGCCAGCAUUCCCAACAUCCCUGGCUCCUGCAAAGAGACCUUUAAUCUGUUUUACUAUGAAUCGGAGGGGGACACAGCUACAGACACCAGCCCUCUGUGGAGGGAGAACCCCUACGUGAAGGUGGAUACUAUAGCCCCAGACGAGAGUUUCUCUCUGCUGGAGGCGGGCAGGAUCAACACCAAAGUGCGCAGCUUUGGCCCCCUCUCAAAGGCAGGCUUCUACCUGGCGUUCCAGGACCUGGGCGCCUGCAUGUCUCUCAUCUCCGUCAGGGUUUUCUUCAAGAAGUGCUCCACCACCAUCGCCAAUUUUGCCGUCUUCCCAGAGACCGCCACAGGGGCAGAAGCCACCUCCUUAGUGAUCGCUCCGGGGGCCUGCGUGACCAACGCUAUGGAGGUGUCCGUCCCUCUGAAGCUGUACUGCAACGGGGACGGCGAGUGGAUGGUUCCCGUGGGCUCCUGCACCUGCGUGGCUGGCUUUGAACCCUCUGCAGACAGCACUCAGUGCCAGGCUUGCAUCCCUGGGACCUUCAAAUCUAAAUUCGGUGAAGGAUCCUGUGUUCCCUGCCCGUCCAACAGUCGCACCAGUGCACGAGGAGCCAAUAUUUGUCCCUGCCAGAGUGGUUUCUACCGCGCUGACAGCGAUCCUCCUGACUCUGCCUGCACCACUAUCCCCUCAGCGCCUCGCAAUGUUAUAUCCAGUGUGAACGAGACCUCGCUGUCCUUGGAGUGGGAGGAGCCCGAUGACACGGGCGGGAGGAGCGACCUGGUCUACAACGUGGUGUGCAAGAAAUGCCUGAGGGACCGGAGCCCCUGCACGCGCUGCGACGACAACGUGGACAUCGCCCCCCGCAGGCUGGGGCUGAGGCAGAGGAAAGUGGUGGUGAGGAACCUGCAGGCUCACACGCGCUACAGCUUCGAGGUGCAGGCUGUCAACGGGGUCUCCGGGAAGAACCCCAUCUCGCCCAGCUACUCCACAGUCAACAUCACCACCAACCAAGCCGCGCCUUCAGCAGUGCCCACCGUUCAUCUGAUGCGCUCCACAUCUGACACUCUCAGCUUGUCGUGGCUGCCCCCCGAGAAACCCAACGGGGUCAUCCUCGACUACGAGAUCAAAUACCACGAGAGGGGCCAAGCGAUGUCGCACACAGUAACUGCCCAGCACAGCUCAGCCAAGGUGGAGGGGCUGAGGGCCUCUACGCCUUAUGUGGUCCAGGUCAGAGCUCGCACUGUUGCUGGAUACGGUCGCUACAGCAACCCCAUGGACUUCAGCACCAGCCUACACAGUGACCCUCAGAAGUCGGUGCAGGACCAGCUUCCUCUCAUCGUCGGUUCGGCCUCUGCAGGUCUGGUGGUCAUUGUUGCCAUGGUGGUUAUCGCUGUUGUCUGCCUUAAGAAGCAGCGCAGCGGCUCCGAGCUGGAGUACACUGAGAAACUGCAGCAAUACAUUUCACCAGGGGUGAAAGUGUACAUCGACCCUUUCACCUACGAGGACCCCAACGAUGCCGUCCAUGAGUUCGCCAAAGAGAUAGACAUCUCCUGCGUGAAAAUAGAAGAAGUCAUCGGUGCAGGUGAAUUCGGCGAGGUGUGUCGCGGGCGUCUCAAGCAGCCCGGUCGCAGAGAGAUGGUGGUGGCGAUUAAGACGCUGAAAGCCGGCUACACCGAGCGCCAGCGGCGGGACUUCCUCGGCGAGGCCUCGAUCAUGGGGCAGUUCGACCACCCCAACGUGAUACGGCUGGAAGGCGUCCUGACACGAAGCUGUCCAGUCCUCAUCAUCACCGAAUUCAUGGAGAACGGAGCGCUCGAUUCCUUCCUCAGGCUAAACGACGGACGCUUCACGAUGACACAGCUGGUCGGGAUGCUGCGUGGCAUCGCCGCGGGGAUGAAGUACCUGUCAGACAUGAACUAUGUUCACCGAGACCUCGCCGCGCGGAAUAUCCUGGUCAACAGCAACUUGGUCUGCAAGGUCUCUGACUUUGGCCUGUCACGAUUUCUGGACGACACCUCUGCUGACCCCACGUACACAAGCUCCCUGGGAGGGAAGAUUCCCAUCCGGUGGACAGCGCCAGAGGCCAUCGCCUUCAGGAAGUUCACCUCUGCCAGUGACGUGUGGAGUUACGGCAUCGUCAUGUGGGAGGUGGUGUCAUAUGGAGAGAGACCAUACUGGGACAUGAGCAACCAGGAUGUGAUGACGGCAGUAGAGCAGGACUACCGUUUGCCGCCGCCCAUGGACUGUCCCAUGGUGCUGCAUCAGCUGAUGCUGGAGUGCUGGAUGAAGGAGAGGAACCUGAGGCCUAAGUUCUCGCGCAUUGUCAGCACCCUGGACAAGCUGCUCCGCAAUGCCGCCAGCCUCAAGGUGGUGACCAACGCCAACUCAGGGGACCUGCUGCGGCUCGGAGGAACGCUGCCAGGACACAACAGGAAGAGUCCGGACACCAGUCAGGAAAUCGUUCGGCAACAGAUGAGCCAAACUCUCCCCAUCAGAGUGUGAGCUGCCACAAAUCAUCGGAGGACGCAGGACGAAUGAGAAACUACCUAGAAACUCUGCUGCAAAAAGAGCCUAAUGUAAAAUAUAAAAAGAAGAAGAUAGAAGAGAGAAACUGCAGAGAGCAAGGACCCACUUUUGGAGAUUUUUUUUUUUUCCCGACUGGAGAUUUAAUGUCCAUUUAAAGAGAACUUUCCAUUGCAGUUGUGUGUGUGUUCAUUACUUGACACUUUCUGGAUUUGUAAAAUUGACAUAAGGCCAAACUUCCUAUUGCCCCCUCUCAGGUUGUGUUUGCAUGUCUGCAUGUGUUUUCUGCUGGUUGGGAAUCAAUCCCUCCCUCUCUUCCACCCCCGACGGAGGAUGAGAGAGCUCACACAGAUGAUAGGAUUCAGUGUCUAUAACGAUACAACAGUGCCAAAAUAAAGCAAACAUUUGCUUUAAAACUAACUCUUAAGACCGCUCUACAUCUGUAGACGUUCAGUCAAAUGUUGUUUUUUUUUCAACCCAACCAACCAAUGUUCUUUUACUUUGCAAUUUUUUUUUGGAAACCAAGAAAAAAAAUGAACCUUACUUUUCAUCCGCUUCCUCUUAAAUACCGUCUUCCAUGUGUACUGGGAGAUAUACUUGUUACAAAUCUGUACAAAGCAUCUGAGUCUUCACACCGUCUCUCUCUCUGUGUCGGAGGGGAGAUGUAACUGACACUGUGCGGGACACGUCAUGUGCAUGCCAAAGUGGAAGCUUCUUCAUGGGAAAAGUACAAAACCAGUUCCACGUUAACUGUUGCUUUGGUGGCAUCUUGCUGUAUGGACCUUUAACGUCCAUGUUUUCUUAAUCUUAUUUGAUUCAUAUAGGCAUUGUUUUGAAUGCUAAGUUGUUAUCUAUUAUUGCAAAGAGGUGUUUUUUUGGUGUUUUUUUUUACGAGUACCGGGGCUUCAACUUUUUUAUUACGAUGCUUGUUUUUUCACACAUGAACAAACCAGACAGAAAAUGAAUGAGGGAAUUGAGAAGGAAACGUUCUGCUCAGACCUUUAAAAAAAAAAAACACUGAGGAGACUUUCGAGAUCGCUGUUCGGCAUUUUUUUGUUUUUUAAUGAAAAGUGCCCGUGGUAGUGCUGUUGUUGUAUCUUUUACUUUGGCGAACAUGUUGCAGAUCAGCGAGAACUAAAAAGGUCCCUAUCCACAUGAUAGCUCCGUGACCUUAAUAUUGACCAGACCUACAAACUUUGAUGUUAAACAAAUCACUCACUGGUUUAUUUCGCCCGACAUGUGUUUUCUUCAGCACGCCACCUGUCAGCGCAGUUCUCUAUCUAAAACAACUGCCUGUAUAUAAUACUAUAUUUCUAUUAGACCAAUCUGCUCAGCAUUUACUUGAUCUGACCUGACUUUGGCCUCUAUGACCCUUGUUUCUAUGCUUGUUUGUUUAUUGUGGAGGAGCAAACAAAUCGCAGAUCGCAGUUUAAUGGUCAUUACAUAUCUGAAACUAUAUGUCACAAUGAAAGAAGAAAAUCAAACGUUGUGUCUGUUAGGGCAGACUUUUUCCUGUGCAAUUAAAGGUGUAUUAGAUUGUAAAAAAAAAAAAGGAAGAAAAAAAAACGCCAGAAAACUAGAACAAAAAUAAGCAUUUCUCUUUCAGUAUUUUUACGAUAAUCAUAUGCAAAUAAAUUAUUAAACGGUC